CACAAGCGGGAUGACUCUUUCUGACGCGAAAGUCUAGGCUUCAUGCCGAAUCAACCAGCGUAUCUCGCGAGCGUCAGCGCUAAGCCAGAGCGACUUAAUGCGACGCCCGUCAUCGCAUGAGGCUGCCUGGUAUUUAAGUUCACAUAAGGAAGGCAGCAUACGCUCGCAAAGAUUAGAGCAUUUUCUCACUCAACGCACGAAUUGAUACGCACAACUUCAGCAAGAGUAACCGCAAUCGCAACCAUGGCAGAACAAAAAGCCACCUUCAUCAAAGUACCCACCGACCUCACCAAUGGCUUCCAAACCAUGCCCGUCGAACCCUCAAGACGGCUGCCUGAAUCCGACAUACGCAUCGAACUCUGCACCGAACGUGACGCCACCAAGAUUGCCGAGGGCCUCUAUCUGUGUUUCCCCGACGAUUGGUGGGCAAAGAAAGAACCACUGGAGCUCCGUCCCCAGGAAAACAGUAACCAGAUCCGUAUCCAGCGCAUGGCUGCACGCCUAACCCCAGCCAUCACCGACCCACAUCACAAUUUCAUCAAAGCCGUCUACGUCCCCACGGGCGAAACGAUUGGCAUAGCAGGCUGGACGCUUCCUUCGAAUCCGGGCGUGCACAACAUGUUCCGCCGCACUGCCGUUGAGCACUACGGGUGGCAAGAGAAGAUGGGCUGGAGCGAUGCUGAGCUCGAGGAGAUGUGGUCGCAUGUUAGCAAUGAGACUUGGAGCGUUCAGUUUGGCAAAGAUGACGAGACGAGGAGGGAAAUUACAGAGGGGAAGCCGCAUUGGUAUCUUGCGCCGUUGCUAACGUGGCCCGAGUGGCAGGGACGCGGUGUAGGGAAGAGGUUGAUGGAUUGGGCUAUCAGGCAGGCGGAUGCGGAGGAGGUUAGUACGCCGAUGUAUCUGGAGAGUAGGCCGAGUGCUAGGCCGGUUUAUAUGCAUUUGGGGUUUGUGCCGUGUGGGGAGUAUAAUAUGCUCAGGAGGGGACCGGCGGUGGUGAGAGGGUUGGAGGCGGAGGAGGAGAGCAAGACUGCGGAUGUUAGAGUGGAUGUUGUGGCGAAGGAGACGGAGGCUGAUGUGGUAGGGUAGGUUCUAUGUCACGUUGUGUCAGUAAAGUAACGUUUCCACAGCGGUCUCCUGGAGAAGCAAAAUUUCAAUGAUAUACAUCUC
Molecule: messenger RNA, 1167 nt
Organism: Alternaria alternata
Lineage: Eukaryota; Fungi; Ascomycota; Dothideomycetes; Pleosporales; Pleosporaceae
Product: acyl-CoA N-acyltransferase
Exons: 1
Coding region: 244-1086 (280 amino acids)
Molecular function (GO): acyltransferase activity, transferring groups other than amino-acyl groups
Source: RefSeq, a predicted model, not a curated record